This is a messenger RNA of Punica granatum (pomegranate), 2315 nucleotides long. The record is from RefSeq and is a predicted model, not a curated record. Lineage: Eukaryota; Viridiplantae; Streptophyta; Magnoliopsida; Myrtales; Lythraceae.
CCAGGUGCAUCACAUAGCCAUCGAUCAACACGAAUUCUCUCAUGAGGUUAGGCUUUCCUCGAAUCGGCUCGUGGAGCGUUCAUGGAUCCGAAAACCGGCUCGGGUGAGGAGCACGUCAACCGCGACGAAAUUAAAAUCGAUAAAAAUAAUAAGAAGAGAGGUGUUGCUUGUUCUCUCUCUCUCACUCUCUGCGCCCAAAUCUCGCUCAACGGCACCUUUCAUUAACUCCGAGAUUGCCAUUGCCUCUCUCUCUCUCUCUCUCUCUCUCUCUGUGCAUUACUCUCUCUCUCCCAUGGCGGACGGACUCAGUGAGUCAGAGGCAGGUGGAGAGAGGGGAGAGGGAGUGGUCUGAACUCUGAACUCUGAAGUGAGUGCGCGCGCGUGUGAACGCUGUGGAAAAUGGAGCCAGUGAUGAUGCCUGCUCUCCUCCUCCUCCUCCAUUAACGCCUCCCGAUCCCUCCUCACCCGAUUCGCCCCGUUCCAUUGUUGCCCUAUCUCCGCCAUUAACGGUCACCUCCCACCUCCCUCAAAUUCACCAUCUCCCUCUGCUGCUCUCACUGGUUGCUGCGUUGAAAAAUCGGAAGAGACCGAUCCGUACGGCGGCUUCGUUGUUUAAUCUGUGCGUAACUGGGAGAGAAUGUUGACCUGCAUAGCGUGCUCCAAGCAGCAGCAGCAACGGCUGAACGAUGGAUCCCUUCACCAGCAAGACGACGAGGACGCUGCGGCCACUCCUCGAACGAAGCAAGCCAUCAAGGCCCUCACUUCUCAGAUCAAGGAUAUGGCUGUGAAGGCUUCGGGGGCGUACAGGAACUGCAAGCCAUGUUCAGGAUCAAAUAACAACCACAAACAUAACUAUGCAGACUCUGAUGCCGCAUCAGAUUCGGCUCGAUUCCAUGGUUCCUACCGCAGGACUGGCACUGGCACCCCGAGGUUGUGGGGUAAAGAAAUGGAGGCCAGGUUGAAAGUUCUUUCGAGUGGCGAGACUACCCCAGCAUCCGUUAGUGGGCGCACGGAAUCUGUGGUUUUCAUGGAGGAAGAUGAACCCAAGGAGUGGGUUGCACAGGUGGAGCCUGGCGUGCUGAUCACUUUUGUUUCGUUACCUCAAGGAGGGAAUGACCUCAAACGGAUACGUUUCAGCCGUGAAAUGUUCAACAAAUGGCAAGCUCAGAAAUGGUGGACAGAGAAUUAUGAUAAAGUCAUGGAACUUUACAAUGUUCAGCAUCUCAAUCAUCAAGCUGUUCCUCUUCCAGCCCCACCAAGAUCUGAAGAUGAGGGCUUGAAGAAUGAAUCUGCUAAGGACAGCCCCGUGACUCCAGCUCUGAGCAAAGAGCGCCUACCUCGUAAUUUCCAAUGUCCAACAGGCACAAAGUACUCGUCAUCAGACUCACUUGAUCAACGCCCAAUGCAAUCUCGGCACUACUAUGACUCAGCAGGUCUGGCUUUGACCCCAAAGGUCUCGGGCACUAGUGUAGCAAAAACAGAGACGUCAUCAGUCGAUGGCUCCAUUUCGUCGAGAGACCACUCUGGAGAACUUUCCGUGAGCAAUGCCAGUGAUAUGGAGACAGAAUGGGUUGAAGAAGAUGAACCGGGGGUUUACAUCACUAUCCGAGCACUGCCAGGCGGAGUGCGGGAGCUUAGGCGAGUCCGUUUCAGCCGAGAAAGGUUUGGUGAGAUGCAUGCGAGGUUGUGGUGGGAGGAGAACCGAGCGAGGAUACAGGAGCAGUACUUGUAACCAGGGGUGGAGGAACAUAUCUUAUAGCACAAGAGGUUCUUCUUAGAGAUUUGCAACUUCUACUUUCUUAAUUUAAACACAACCCUAAAAUUUAGCAGUCCUAGGUUCAGAGUACAUCUUCUUCGAGUACACAAAGCUCUCAUACUAUUCAAAUUUGUGCCAAACCUUUACUUGUUCAGGUUAGAUGUAUUUUCCUGAGCUUCCAGUGCAUUGCCUGUAUUUUUCAUGCACACUGAAAGAUCGUGGACCCCCAGUUCGGGCUGGUCAGACACGUCGGGAUGUCUCUUCUAAGCUUAUGUGAAUGCAUUUCAGAAACAGAUUACAGCAUCAGUAAGCGACCUGAACAACUCGUUAACAGAGAGAUGGUUCGUCGGUGUAAUGCAAUGGAAAAGGGUUGUGGGUCUCUGAGAUUGGUGACGCAGUAUGGGGAUCGAAGUUUAAUUAUUAUAAUCUUAAUUAGCUUAGAAAUGCUCCACUGCUUGUUUAGAUCGAUAAUUGCAGAACUUGCUGCACAGAAAACAAUUGAUUUUUUUUUUCCCCUGUAAAGAAGAUCCACGGUUUAAUAAUAACCUCAGUUAACCUU